AUGACUACGGUCCCAACUGCGGGAAGUGGAGGACCAGCCAUGGAUGCGAAUUGUGAGGAGUUGGAGAAAGUACUUGUCGGAUCUGACCCGGAGAGAUUUUUUCAAAUUGGCUCGGAAUUGCCGCCCCAAGAGAAGUCAGCACUGACUGCCUUCCUCCGACAGAAUUUAGACAUGUUUGCUUGGGACCCCUAUGAGGCCCCCGGGGUCGACCCAGAUUUCAUCUGCCACCGCCUUAAUGUGAACCCAGCCAUAACACCUAAGAGGCAAGCUCCUCGACGACCAUCGAAAGAACAUACUGACGCUGUGAUAGAAGAGGGCUACCACCAGAUACCCUUGGCCGCCGAAGACCAGGAGAAGACUGCUUUUGUCACUCCCGUUAGGAAUUAUCAUUAUAAAGUGAUGCCCUUCGGCCUAAAAAAUGCCGGGUCAACCUAUCAGAGGAUGAUGACCAAGAUGUUUGAACAUCAGAUGGGUAAAAACAUUGAAGUGUACAUAGACGACACGGUGGUUAAAAGUAAGCUGGCCCCUAACCAUAUUGAUGAUCUCGGGGACGUUUUUCAAGUACUAAGAAAGUAUAAACUACGGCUGAAUGCGACCAAAUGUUCUUUUGGAGUGGGAUCUGGAAAGUUCUUGGGCUAUAUGGUGACUCACAGAGGUAUUGAGGCCAACCCUGACCAAAUAAGAGCCAUCCAUAACUUGCAGCCUCCUCGGAACCCUAAGGAAGUACAGAAGCUUACUGGUAUGAUAGCAGCGCUAAACCGUUUCAUCUCGCACUCAGCAGAUAGAUGCAGGCCAUUUUUUCUCCUACUGCACAAGUGGAAAGGAUUUGAGUGGAAUGAGGAAUGCGCUACGGCUUUCCAACAGCUAAAGGAAUACCUCGCCCAGCCACCGAUUAUGUCCAGUCCCGAGGCCGACGAGGUUUUGUUUGCCUACAUAGCAGUGGCUCCACAUGCAGUAAGCCUGGAGCUGAUCCGAGAAGACAACGGCACGCAACGCCCCGUCUAUUACGUUAGCAAAUCGUUGCAGGAGGCAGAAACCCGUUACCUUCCCCUCGAAAAGGCUAUCCUGGCCAUCGUACAGGCCACGAGAAAGCUGCCCCACUACUUUCAAGCACACACGAUUGUGGUGUUAACUCAACUCCCCUUAAAAUCCAUCCUACGCAGCGCAGAUUACACAAGUAGAAUUGCAAAAUGGGGAACUAUUUUGGGCGCCUUUGACAUUAGAUACAUGCCUUGCACCGCUAUAAAGGGCCAGGUCCUCGCCGACCUGGUGGCAGAGUUUGCAGAGCCUGCAUCAGAGGGAAAGGAAGUGUCGGUCUUACUGGGGGCUGGUGAGCGGGUGAGCAACACAGUUUCCCCGCAUGGGCUCGCUUGGUGGAAAGCAUACAUUGAUGGCGCAUCAAACCAAAGGGGCUCAGGGUUAGGGCUUGUCCUGCUCUCACCUGAAGGGAUAACCAUAGAGAAGUCAUUGAGACUCAGUUUUUCAGCCACAAAUAACGAAGCCGAAUAUGAGGCGCUAUUGGAAGGGAUGGGAAUGGUCCGGAAAAUGGGGGGGGGGGAAUCCGUAGACAUGUUCUCGGACUCAAGACUUAUUGUGGGGCAGGUAAAUGGAGACAUGGAGGCAAAGGACGAAAGAAUGCAAGAGUAUCUUGUUCGGGUUAAGCACCUGCAGACCCAAUUUCAUCACUUCCGCUUGACGCACGUACCCAGAAGUGGGAACACUCAUGCUGAUUCUCUUGCGACGUUGGCUACCUCCUCGGCUCAACCCCUACCUCGAGUCAUUUUGGUAGAAGAGGUCCUCCGUCCAUCAGCAGAAAAGGCCAAUGGGAAUGGAAUACAUAACAUCAGGGCAGGACCGAGCUGGAUGGACCCUAUCGUUCUAUACUUAAAGCAUGACACCUUGCCAGACGAUAAGGUUGAGGCUAGCAAAAUCAAGAGAAAGGCUACCCGAUUCUGGUUAUCGGAGGACUCCAAGCUUUACAGACGCUCGUUUUCAGGGCCGUACUUGCUAUGCGUGCACCCAGAGGCUGCAGAACUCAUCUUGGAGGAGUUACAUGAAGGAAUUUGCGGAAGUCACAUGGGGGGUAGGUCUUUGUCUCACAGAGCCUUAACGCAGGGUUAUUGGUGGCCGAGCAUGAAAAAGGAAGCCAUGGAUUACGUCAAGAAGUAUGACCAAUGCCAGAGAUUCGCUCCGAGCAUACACCAGCCUGGUGGAGAGCUAAACCCGAUGUCCAGUCCCUGGCUGUUUGGCACCCCGCACACCCUGGUGUCAGACAACGGGCUCCAGUUUGAUAGCAAAACCUUCAGAGGGUACUGUAGCGAGCUGGGAAUUGUUAACCGGUAUUCCACGCCAGCUUACCCCCAGAGUAAUGGCCAAGCAGAAGCCGUCAACAAGACCAUAUUGAACGGACUGAAAAAGAGACUAGAUGACUCAAAAGGAAGAUGGGUAGAAGAGUUAGCCCAUGUCUUAUGGACAUACCGCACCACGCCUCGUAAGUCCACUGGGGAAACCCCUUUUUCAAUGACCUAUGGAGCCGAGGCUAUCAUUCCACUGGAGGUGAACUUCCCAACCCAGAGGACCACCACCUUUUGUCCCGCUACCAAUGACAAACUUCUAGAAAAAAGCUUGGAUCUCAUCGACGAAAGAAAGGAAGGCGCGAUGGUCCACCUAGCUAACUAUCAGCAGAAGCUCAAGCAAGGCUACGAUGCCAAGGUGAAGCCCAGGUCAUUGGUGCCUGGAGAUCUAGUACUGAGGAAAGUCUUGGGCAAUGCGAGGAACCCCUCAUGGGGGAAGCUCGGACCAAACCGGGAGGGACCAUACCGCAUCACUUCUGUAGCUGGCGUAGGAGCCUACUAUUUAGAAGACUUGGAUGAACGUGUAGUCCCACGCCCUUGA
Messenger RNA from Quercus lobata, 2895 nucleotides. RefSeq lists its product as uncharacterized. Gene Ontology annotation, molecular function: nucleic acid binding; RNA-DNA hybrid ribonuclease activity. The record is from RefSeq and is a predicted model, not a curated record. The transcript has 3 exons. Gene Ontology annotation, biological process: DNA integration. The coding region runs from base 1 to 2895 and encodes 964 amino acids. Lineage: Eukaryota; Viridiplantae; Streptophyta; Magnoliopsida; Fagales; Fagaceae.